Molecule: messenger RNA, 635 nt
Organism: Chrysoperla carnea
Lineage: Eukaryota; Metazoa; Arthropoda; Insecta; Neuroptera; Chrysopidae
Gene: RpS15
Product: 40S ribosomal protein S15
Exons: 3
Coding region: 127-573 (148 amino acids)
Biological process (GO): translation; ribosomal small subunit assembly
Cellular component (GO): cytosolic small ribosomal subunit; ribosome
Molecular function (GO): RNA binding; structural constituent of ribosome
Source: RefSeq, a predicted model, not a curated record
CUGAAUUCUUUUCACUUAUCCAGUUAUGGCUGCAUGAGUUCUUUGAUUACUUAAAUUUGUAAUCUUAGAUUAUCAUUACAUUUAAUUUGAUAAUUUUAACAGAAGUUUAUAUUUUAAAAUCUAAAAAUGGCAGACAAGGUUGAUGAAACUCAAAAGAAGAAAAGGACUUUCCGUAAAUUCACUUUUCGCGGAGUCGAUCUUGAUCAAUUAUUAGAUAUGCCAGUUGAACAAUUGGUAGAAUUACUCCAUGCUAGAGGUAGACGUCGUUUUUCACGUGGAUUAAAACGUAAACCUUUAGCACUUAUCAAAAAAUUGCGUAAAGCUAAAAAAGAAGCACCACCAAAUGAAAAACCAGAAAUUGUAAAAACACAUUUACGAAAUAUGAUUAUUGUCCCUGAAAUGGUUGGAUCAAUUGUUGGCGUAUACAACGGUAAAGCAUUUAACCAAGUUGAAAUUAAACCAGAAAUGAUUGGACAUUACUUAGGUGAAUUUUCUGUUACAUACAAACCUGUAAAGCACGGUCGACCAGGUAUUGGUGCCACACACAGUUCUAGGUUCAUUCCUCUUAAGUAAUUGUUUUUUACUUAAAUGUACAUCUUAUUUAAUGUUUAAUAAAAGCUGUAUUAUUUGAGUAA